AUGGUUUGCUAUCAGUCUCCGGACCCUUUGAUCGAGAUGGUGUUACUCGGUAGGAAUCCCAUGGCUGCACAUCUCCUGCAAAGAAGGUCUUUGGGAACCCAGAUCGUAUUUGUAAGUUGCUACUUUCCUGUAACUUACCUGAUCCCCAAAGGAAGAACAGUAAUGCUGAUAUAACGGUCAUGGCAGAGUAUACUAGCAGGAUUCCUCUCCAUUCCUCAGCUGUGCCCACAGUCUUGA
Molecule: messenger RNA, 237 nt
Organism: Haemonchus placei
Lineage: Eukaryota; Metazoa; Nematoda; Chromadorea; Rhabditida; Trichostrongylidae
Source: the annotation of a GenBank genome assembly